AGCGUUUAAAUUCAGAAGUUCAUUGUAGAUUUCAUUCUGACAGUCAGGUCACCAGGAGCACAAUGACAACAUACACAGAUAAAGGCAAAAAGCAUGAGCAGGGCAGGUUCCUCUGCUUUGAUCACUUGACAUUCUGGGUUGGAAAUGCUAAACAGGCUGCAUCAUAUUACUGUAACAAGCUGGGAUUUGAGCCUUUGGCUUACCAGGGUUUGGAGACAGGCAGUCGAGAAGUGGUGUCCCAUGCAGUCAAACAAGACAAGAUCAUUUAUGUUUUCACUUCUGCCCUCAAUCCUGGAAACAAAGAGAUGGGAGAUCACUUAGUCAAGCACGGGGAUGGAGUGAAGGAUAUUGCAUUUACAGUGCAGGACUGUGACUUCCUUGUGCAGAAAGCCCGAGAGCGAGGUGCAGUUAUUGUAAAGGAGCCCUACACCAUGGAGGACAAGUAUGGUAAAGUCAGGCUGGCUGUGCUUCAAACGUAUGGUGACACCACACAUACGUUUGUGGAGAGGACAGGAUACAGUGGGUUGUUUCUGCCGGGCUUCCAUCCCUCUCUCUUCAAGGACCCUUUAUUAGCCAAACUACCAGGUGGGAAACUGAACUUCAUUGAUCACGUUGUGGGAAACCAGCCAGAUGAUGAGAUGGUUCCAGUGGUGGAAUGGUACCAGAGAAACCUUCUCUUUCACCGCUUCUGGUCAGUGGAUGACAAGCAGCUGCAGACAGAGUUUAGUGCCCUGCGCUCCAUUGUUGUGGCAAACUACGAGGAGACCGUGAAGAUGCCCAUCAAUGAGCCUGCCAUGGGGAAGAGGAAGUCUCAGAUCCAGGAGUAUGUGGAGUACUAUGGAGGUCCAGGAGUGCAACAUAUAGCCAUGAAUACAUCAGAUAUCAUCACUGCAAUUCGUAACCUAAAGGAGCGUGGGAUGGAGUUUAUGUCUGUGCCAGACACCUACUACGACCAGCUGAGGGAGAAACUGAAACACUCGAAGGUCAAAAUCUCAGAGGACCUGGAUGUCCUGCAGGAGCUGAAGAUCUUGGUGGACUACGACGACAAUGGCUAUUUACUUCAGAUCUUCACCAAGCCAGUUCAGGAUCGCCCCACUGUGUUCUUGGAAGUCAUUCAGAGACAUAACCACCAGGGCUUUGGUGCAGGAAACUUCAAGUCUCUUUUUGAAGCCAUCGAAGCAGACCAGCAUGCUAGAGGAAAUCUGACUAUCCUGACACCAAAUGGAGUUUCAAAGAACAUGUGAUCUCAGUGUUAUAAUUGCUUUAGUUCUGGAAAGUCUCAAUGAAUUUCAACUAUGAAAAGACAAUGUCUGUUGAGGGCCCUGUUUACUUUUUAGGAGUAUUUUACUAAUAAUGUGCUACAUCAAUGUUCUGAUAUCAUGAGAUACAAAAUAAGAAUGCACAAAGCAUGUUUAUUAAUGCUGUCAUUCUUUAAUGUUUUGUGACUUGCAUGUUUUAUUACAAUGUAACAUUUAUUUUAUACGUAUUUGUAAUCUCAUCAAUCUCAUCUGUUGUUCAUGAAAGAUCGCCAGUUAUCAAGAAGAGUACAUCCCAACUUAACAUUCAUAAUGCAACACUUUCUUUUUAUACAAUGUUAACAAGAAAUCCAAUGUUAUUGAUACAAGCUUGACUCAAGCAAAACACCAUUUAAGCUCUCAUGAAUGAAAACAUUUAACUAUAAACUUUUGUUAUCAUUUGGACAAUGAGGUCAAAAGACAUUUCAUUGUAACAGAGGGCUUUUGCGUGAUGUCUGGAGUGCCCAUUUCCCCCUCCAUGUGGGAAGAGGCAACAAUUGCAAUUUGUGAAACAGUUGUUCAUAAACUGUAAUGUACAAGCAAAUAUUUUUUUUUUUGUAAUGUUGCUUUUGUAAUGAUUUACCAGUGGUUACCAGUGCUUGCAGGUGGUACAUUAUCAUUCCAUGUCAGACCUAAAUUGAUAAAGUAAAGUUCUUGGUCCCA
Molecule: messenger RNA, 1958 nt
Organism: Siniperca chuatsi (mandarin fish)
Lineage: Eukaryota; Metazoa; Chordata; Actinopteri; Centrarchiformes; Sinipercidae
Gene: hpdb
Product: 4-hydroxyphenylpyruvate dioxygenase b
Exons: 14
Coding region: 63-1244 (393 amino acids)
Biological process (GO): L-tyrosine catabolic process
Cellular component (GO): Golgi membrane; endoplasmic reticulum membrane
Molecular function (GO): 4-hydroxyphenylpyruvate dioxygenase activity
Source: RefSeq, a predicted model, not a curated record